AUGAAUUCUUUCCAACUUGAUGCAUCCAUCCCAGAUGAAACUGCCGCUGUUAAAUUUCUUCAAAAGCGUGGUUUAGUUCCUGAAACAAAGGAAUGCGAAAAUGGCCAUGAAAUGAAGCUAUCUUUUGGCGCAGUGAUUAGAUGGAGAUGCAACCUUAGAAGCUGCAGAAAACAGGUGGGAGUGCGGGUCGGAACAUGGUUUCAGGGGACCAAAAUGCCAUUAAAAACGGCAAUUAUGUUUAUCUAUUUUUGGGCAAAUAAGGAAUCGUCCGGAGAAAGAAUGAAAAGGGAAUUGGACGUGUCUCCAGUUACUACAGUGGACUGGAACAGUCUUCUCAGGGAAGUGUGCCUUUUUAUGGAGAAAAAGGACGAAAGUAAGAUAGGAGGAAAGGGAUUAACUGUGGAGGUUGAUGAAACCCUCUUUGCGCGGAGGAAGAAUCAUGCCGGAAGAAUGCUAGGGCAGCAGAGGUGUUUCGGAGGGGUUUGCAGGGAGACCAAGGAGUGUUUCGUGGAGCCUGUGGCGGAUCAGACUUCAGAAACGUUAAUGGAAGUGCUGAAGAGAAGGGUGGCUCCAGAAACGCUAAUAAUCUCAGAUAUGUGGAGGGGAUACUCCCAAGUAAGUGCUUCUGGGUAUGAGCACUUAAAAGUGAACCAUAAAUAUAAUUUUGUGGAUCCACUGACGAAUGCUCAUACCCAGAACAUUGAAAGGGUCUGGAGAUCCGUGAAGGAGAGGUCCAAGAAGCAUAAUGGGACGCACAGAAGCAUGUUGGAGGGAUACAUGCAUGAAUUUACUUGGAGGAAGAAAAAUAAAGAUAAUGAAUUUGAGUCCAUUUUAAGGGACAUUAUUAUCUUUAAUGAGUAUUUAAAUGAGUAA
Molecule: messenger RNA, 873 nt
Organism: Strongyloides ratti
Lineage: Eukaryota; Metazoa; Nematoda; Chromadorea; Rhabditida; Strongyloididae
Product: Transposase, ISXO2-like domain-containing protein
Exons: 1
Coding region: 1-873 (290 amino acids)
Source: RefSeq, a predicted model, not a curated record